This is a messenger RNA of Penicillium griseofulvum, 1611 nucleotides long. Its product is annotated as glycoside hydrolase family 32 protein. Gene Ontology annotation, molecular function: sucrose alpha-glucosidase activity. Gene Ontology annotation, biological process: sucrose catabolic process. The transcript is spliced from 2 exons. The record is from RefSeq and is a predicted model, not a curated record. NCBI's taxonomy places the organism in Eukaryota, Fungi, Ascomycota, Eurotiomycetes, Eurotiales, Aspergillaceae. The coding region runs from base 1 to 1611 and encodes 536 amino acids.
AUGAAAAUUUCCCUCACGGCUCUGGGUCUUCUGGGGACGGCAUCCGGCCUGAACUAUGCCGAACCAUACCGUCCUCAAUACCAUUUCUCCCCUGCCGAACACUGGAUGAACGAUCCUAGCGGACUGUUAUAUCAUAAUGGCAUCUACCACCUCUUCUUUCAAUAUAACCCGGGUGGCAUUGAAUGGGGAAAUAUGUCGUGGGGUCAUGCAACAAGCAAAGAUCUGACCCAUUGGGAUGAACGCCCUGUUGCUUUACUUGCUCGCGGAUAUCCCGAUACUAUCACCGAGAUGUAUUUCACGGGAAGCGCCGUAGCAGAUGUGAACAACACGAGUGGCUUUGGAGUUGACGGAAAGAUUCCUUUAGUCGCCAUGUAUACUUCUAUGUAUCCCGUCUCACAAGAACUGCCAAGCGGAAAACAUGUUCGCGCAGAGCAGCAGUCUCAGUCAAUCGCCUACAGCCUCGACGAUGGCGAGACCUGGAUAACAUACGACGCCGAGAACCCCGUCAUUCAAGACCCGCCCUCUCCUUAUGAAGCAGAAUUCCAAAACUUCAGGGAUCCCUUCGUGUUCUGGCAUGAUGAAACACAGAAAUGGAUCUCCGUCACAGUUUUGGCAUCAGUCCACAAAGUAGCCAUAUGGAGUUCUGACAACCUUAAAGAGUGGUCUUUCGUCAGCGAAUUCGGACCCUACAAUGCCGUCGGUGGCGUGUGGGAGUGCCCUAAUAUGUUCCAAAUGCCCGUUAAAGGACACCCAUCAGCCAAGAAAUGGGUAAUGGUUUUGGGACUCAAUCCUGGUGGCCCACCUGGCACAGUCGGAUCAGGCACGCAAUACUUCAUUGGCGACUUCAACGGAACAACUUUCACGGCUGAUCCCAGUAAUGUCUAUCCCGAAAAUGAAUCUGCCAACUGGAUGGACUGGGGUCCAGACUUCUAUGCUGCCGCUAGUUAUAACGGACUUCCUGAUGGAGAUGUGGUCCAGAUCGGGUGGAUGAGUAAUUGGCAGUAUGGUGCGGUUGUCCCGACAAGCCCUUGGCGAAGCGCCAUGUCUGUUCCCCGUCAGUUGUCGUUGAAGAUGGUGGAUGAAAAAGUGACCCUCCUUCAACAACCGCACCAGAGCUGGAGGAGUGUUGUCAAUAACCAGACCUUGAAACAUUCCUGGAAAUCUGUACCGAAAGGAUCAACCAAGCUUGACUCCCCAGGCAAAGCAUUCAAGAUCGACUUGAGCUUUUCUGAUCAUGACUCCGACCAGACUCUGGCAUCUACAUUUGCGAUAUCUGUCCAUGCUAGCUCUGACUUCAAGCAAGAGACACUCAUUGGGUACAACUUUACCAGCAAAGAGAUCUUCGUGGAUCGGCGGAAUUCAGGAGAUGUAUCUUUUGAUAAGACUUUUGCAAGCUUGUAUCACGCACCACUGUCAGCGAGUGCGGAUAAACAUAUCAACCUGCAGAUCUUCGUGGAUUGGUCUAGCGUUGAGGUCUUGGGGGGUCAGGGAGAGGUCUCGUUGACGGCUCAGGUAUUCCCCGAGGGAAGUGCAGCUGAAGCACGACUUCUCUCGGAUGGAGUGACUCAGGAUGUUAGACUUGGGAUAAUUGGGAUGGGUUCAGCGCACUAG